Ahaetulla prasina is the source of this 2318-nucleotide messenger RNA. RefSeq names its product iron-sulfur cluster assembly 1 (gene ISCA1). Gene Ontology annotation, cellular component: cytoplasm; mitochondrion. Bases 111 to 500 code for a protein of 129 amino acids. The transcript is spliced from 4 exons. The record is from RefSeq and is a predicted model, not a curated record. Gene Ontology annotation, molecular function: 2 iron, 2 sulfur cluster binding. Lineage: Eukaryota; Metazoa; Chordata; Lepidosauria; Squamata; Colubridae. Gene Ontology annotation, biological process: iron-sulfur cluster assembly.
ACGUCACCAACGCGCCUGGCUUUGCUUUGCUUCGACCGCUGGGUGUAUAUGGACAAUAUUGGAGGACGCGGUUGAGAGGUGUGGAGGGCAGAGUGGGAGGGGGGGGCGUCAUGGCUUCCUCCAUGGUCCGAGCCACCGUCCGGGCUGUGAGCAAGAGGAAGAUUCAAGCCACCCGAGCAGCCCUCACGCUGACCCCAUCUGCGGUGAAUAAGAUAAAACAACUGCUAAAAGACAAACCUGACCAUGUAGGAGUUAAAGUAGGUGUGCGCACAAGAGGUUGUAAUGGCCUUUCCUAUACACUAGAAUAUACAAAAUCAAAAGGAGAUUCUGAUGAAGAGGUAGUACAAGAUGGUGUCAGAGUGUUUAUUGAAAAAAAAGCCCAACUUACACUUUUAGGAACUGAAAUGGACUACAUAGAAGACAAACUGUCCAGUGAAUUUGUUUUCAAUAACCCAAACAUCAAAGGAACGUGCGGUUGUGGAGAAAGCUUCAAUAUUUAAAUUACCAGGACUAAUUCCAUGACUUUUAGCAAUGCAGAACUGCUUUCUAAAAGCAAUCAGUUGUCGUGUGUUUUUCACAUAUAUGGGCUUUGUAAGAUAGUGGGCUUGACACAAAAUAAAACCGCUGCAUUUUGAAAAUAUAAUCUGUGUGUUCAGUUCUCUCCCCCCCCCCCUUUACUAAAGCUUAAAGUGGGAUAGAAUGAAAAGUGAUUUGUUUGCAAAAAAACAACAACCAAAAACCCUACACUGUUGCAUAAGAAUUCAUAAUUUGGUUUAUAGCAAAUACUACUUUUUAGGACUCUACACUUAGCAGCUUGUUUACAAAAUUAAAAAAGUUUCUUUAAAAAGUUCCAUAGACUCAGAUUUCCACAUACUAUAUUUUGAAAUAGUAACUGCUCUGUGUAUACUUCUCUGUGUAUUAUAUGAUCUAAAUAUUGUUCAUUAUAUUUUAAAGCAAAAGGCAAUCACAUACCAAAAGGGUUCAGUGUUCCCUGUUUAAAUAUUUUAUAAAUAUCUAAAAAAUUAAUUUGAAUUCUGAUACUUAUGAGAUUAUAUAACUUAAUCCCCUUUAAGCAAGUAAAUGUUUUUUUAUAUCAGAAAAGCCAACAGUGUUUUCAGCAAUCUUGUACUGUGAAUGUAGCAAACAGUAGUAAUGGAGAAUUCUGUUUGAAAAAAAAAUUAUCAUGAAAGCAACUGAAAGUGAAUUCUACAUUAUAUUUCCUAAUGGAUAGAGAAAAUAUUUUUUCUAGUGGACUAAAUAAUUUUAUUACCAUGCAGCAAAAUUAAAUUAUUGAGCAACCACAGUUUUGUUAACUAAUGGCAAUUUAUAAUUGGACUUUAAUUUUGUUAAAAACUGAGUAAAAACUCAACAUUUUGCUUGAGAAAAAGUUUGAACUGUGCUGACAACUUAAAGAGUAAUUUUACAAAUAUAUUGUGUGUUCAUGUAAUAAUCUUGGAUAAAAUUAAGACUCAUUUGCAGGAUUUUAUGAUUUAGGAUGUCACACUUUUACAAACUUUAGCAUUUCUACUGUUUUUCCCCCCAAUGAAGUACAGUAAAUGUUUCCAAAACACUAUCUUAUGUAAGAUAGCAAUUAUCUUAUACAGUCAGACAUUCACACUAGCCUUAGGAUGGGAGAAGAAAGAAUAUGUUAUAUGAAUGAUAUGUCAUGUAUUACAGUGCAAGAUUACUACUCUAGUAACUUAUCAGUAGCCACAGCUCUGCUUUUCAGAUACUUGCACUUAAGUGAAACACUGGGGAACAAAUCCAUUUGAAAACAGUUUUAACAGCUGGAACAAACUGUUUUGGUAAGCUGUACAAUUCUUUGCAUGGCAGAUUUGACAUGCUGCUUUACACAGCAUGUUCAAGAAGAAAAACCAGCCUACUCUGGACAGAGUUUGGCAUGCUGAAUUUUCAGCUCCUGCAAACAUAUAGGUUGCCUGGGCUAUGGUUCUUGGUGAAAUUUCUCCAAAUAUAGUCAUAUGCAUAAUAUUUAGUGUUUUCACUUUGCAAAAAUGGGUUACAGUAUUCCUUGCUGAAAACAGCUAUGCUAUGUGAUUUAUGGUUAUGAAAAGGACUUGAAUGUAACUAACAUGUAAGAGACAUAGAUUUUUUUUUUGGAAACAUUUUGUUCUUUAUUGAUUCAUAAGCUAUGUGAAUGAAACUCCCAGUUAUGAAAAUACAACGCACUAUUAUUCUUGAAUACCUAACGCACAAUUAUGAAGUAAAUUUAUAUUAUAUGAAUGUGUCUUUAUUGAUCAUCUGUUAUGUGUAUAAUGUAAUUAAGAACUGUAAUAAAUUAUCUUUUGGUGAACAUGGAA